Messenger RNA from Heterocephalus glaber (naked mole-rat), 4267 nucleotides. It is a transcript of the gene Osgin2, whose product is annotated as oxidative stress induced growth inhibitor family member 2. NCBI's taxonomy places the organism in Eukaryota, Metazoa, Chordata, Mammalia, Rodentia, Bathyergidae. Gene Ontology annotation, molecular function: growth factor activity. Gene Ontology annotation, biological process: negative regulation of cell growth. The record is from RefSeq and is a predicted model, not a curated record.
UCUUCGGAAAGGUGGAAAGAGGUCGGUAGAAGAGCAUGCAAUCAAUCCCUCCCAGUGGUCCGUCCCCUUCCGCUCCAGUGCUCCUUUUAAUUUCUGACAAAUAGGGACACUCCCUAUCACAAUCCUUCUAACUCCCAGUUGCAUCACAAUCACCUGGAGCGCCCUGGGCUCCCACCUGCCUUCCUGCCCUCCCUCUUCCCCUUUCCCUCCCCUCCCCUCAGGGACUCGGGAGGUCCGCGGGAGCUGGCUGCGAGGUGGACGUCUGAGAGCCACUUACUUAAAAGAGGGCAGCUGAGCCCUCCCAGGAAGCCGGACUUCCACAAUCUGAACCUGAGUGGGGCCCGGCCGCCUGUGGUUUGCUGAGAUGCAGGGUCCAGGGCCAUCGCGGGGAGCUGCGAAAUUACAGUGACACCGAAACUGAAGGAGAGAUUUUUAGUUCCUUAGUGCAAUAUUUUGAUGAUAAUUUGGUGCGAAAAGUUAAAGCGAUGCCAUUAGUUGAAGAAACUUCUUUACUUGAAGAUUCAUCAGUGACUUUGCCUGUGGUGAUAAUAGGAAACGGACCCUCAGGAAUAUGCCUUUCAUAUAUGUUAUCAGGCUACCGACCAUAUUUAUCAUCAGAAGCAAUACACCCAAAUACAAUCUUGCAUAGUAAAUUAGAAGAAGCAAGACAUCUCUCCAUUGUGGAUCAGAACUUGGAAUACCUGGCUGAGGGCCUUGAGGGCCGAUCAUGCAAUCCAGUUGCAGUACUUUUUGAUACACUUCUUCAUCCAGAUGCUGACUUUGGGUAUGACUGUCCAUCCAUUUUGCAUUGGAAAUUAGAGCAACAUCAUUAUAUCCCUCACUUAGUUCUUGGUAAAGGUCCACCUGGUGGGGCUUGGCAUAAUAUGGAAGGCUCCAUGUUGACAAUCAGCUUUGGAAAUUGGAUGGAGCUACCUGGACUGAAAUUUAAAGAUUGGGUGUCUAGCAAACGAAGGAACCUAAAAGGGGAUCGAGUUAUGCCAGAGGAAAUAGCUCGCUACUAUAAACAUUAUGUAAAAGUCAUGGGACUUCAGAAGAAUUUCAGAGAAAAUACUUACAUAACCUCUGUAUCAAGACUGUACAGAGAUCAAGAUGACAGUGAUGGUCAAGACAGAGAUAUUUCAACAGAACAUUUACAAAUCGAGAAGUUAAAAUUUGUCAAGAGAAACUGGGAAAUCAGAGGUUAUCAGCAAAUAGCGGAUGGUUCUCAUGUUCCCUUUUGCCUCUUUGCUGAAAAUGUAGCUCUAGCAACUGGAACAUUGGAUUCUCCGGCCCAUCUGGAAAUUGAAGGGGAAGAUUUUCCUUUUGUGUUUCAUUCAAUGUCUGAAUUUGGAGCUGCUAUAAGCAAAGGAAAAUUGCAUGGCAAAGUGGAUCCGGUGUUAAUUGUAGGUUCUGGGCUUACUGCAGCUGAUGCAGUACUAUGUGCUUAUAACAAUAAUAUUCCUGUGAUCCAUGUAUUUCGCAGGCGAGUAACUGAUGCAAGCUUAAUUUUCAAACAGCUUCCCAAAAAGCUCUAUCCUGAAUAUCAUAAAGUCUAUCAUAUGAUGUGUACUCAGUCAUAUUCUACAGACUCAAAUGUUUCAUCUGAUUAUACCAGUUUUCCUGAGCACCAUGUGCUUUCCUUUAAGUCGGACAUGAAAUGUGUUCUUCAAAGUGUCUCUGGAUUGAAGAAAAUAUUUAAACUGUCUGCAGCAGUAGUAUUGAUAGGUUCUCAUCCUAAUCUGUCUUUUCUGAAAGAACAAGGAUGUUACCUCAGCCAUAACUCAAGCCAGCCAAUCACAUGUAAGAAUAAUCCUGUGGAAAUAGAUGCAUAUACCUAUGAAUGUGUUAAAGAAGUCAACCCUUUUGUAUUGGGUCCUCUGGUUGGAGACAAUUUUGUUCAAUUUUUAAAGGGAGGAGCAUUAGGUGUUACAUGCUGUUUAGCUAUAAGACAGAAGAAAUAGCCGCAUUUAUUUGUUGAAAGAGGAGGAGGAGAUGGAAUAGCUUAAAGGAAGUUCACAAGUAAUUUAAAUGGACAGUUUACUAAAGAUUUUUAAUAGUUGUUUUGCAGUGUACUGGCUUGAAUUUUCUGGACUUCUAUUAACUGGAGGAGGGCCUCAAGCUAUAAUAACUUCAUUUUUUAUGGUUAUCAGAACUUAGUGUCCUGAUUUAUAUUGUAAUGUAUCAAAAGUGUCACUGUCAAACAAAUAGAAACACUGCCAACUUGGCCAACUUGGUAUACUUAAAGCUUUCUCUUAACUAAAGCAUUCUUUUUCUUCCAAGUCAUUUUUUGUGAUCAUUUUUGGUUAUUUUUUAUUUUUUAUUCUAAAAUAGUGCAAUGUGAAAUCAAUAAAAACCAUAGUUAUUAUGUAAGGCAGAAAUUGUUCUUACAUACUAGGCCACCUUGCUUCUCAAAAAAUGACCCUAAGGACUAGCAGCAUCAGCUUCAUCUGUAGUUUGUUAGAAGUGUAGGCACUCUGCGGGCCCCACAGAAUAAUCAGAAACUGCAUUCUUAAAAGAUCCCUCAGGGGUAGGUUUGUGUAUUAAAGUUUCAGAGACAUGCUGAUCUAAAUGAUAAUGGGUUAUAAAGUAUGCUGGGGUGGGAUAAGGGUAGGCAUUUUCAACUCAGGUUUUAUUUAUUUUGAAAUUAUCACUUGUAUAAAUCUAACUUAUUACCAAAUAUGAUGGUCUUUUAAAAAUAUUUUUAUUGUUGAAACCUUGACAGGUGCUUCAUAUUCGUAACUUCCAAUAAUUUAAACAUUCCAAUAAUGUUACAUGCUGUGACAUCCAAGAACCCACCAAGAUAUUUUUCAGAGGUUUAUUCUCCCCUUAACCAUCAUAACAUCUAAUUAAUCUGAUUUGCAGUUCAAUACAUUGUGGAUGAAACUACUAACCACUGUGUGAAUAUUGAGCUAAUGUCACUGAAACUAAGAUUUGGGCAUGGAAAGUAUUUCUAAAAUUGUAACCCUAUUUGGGUAUUGUCAGAAUUAAAGCUUAAUGUGGAAUGUCAAAUUAAAAUUUUCUUUUCUAUUCUAGGGUGUUUAUUACUUUGAGAUCUCUAAUAGUAUUUGUUUAUCGAAGAUGGCAACAGCUCAUACUGUGGUUUUUAUUGGUUUUAUUUGCUCUAAUCUUCAUUUAUAUUUAUUGUGCUUAAUAUCUGUAUUUCCACACAACUCUAGAAAUAUUAAUGUUCGAAAUGGUGGCACACACCUGUAGUUCAGCACUUGGGAGGCUGAGGCAGGAGGAUCACUGAGAGUUUGAGGCUAGCCUUGGCUAUGUGUUGAAUUUGAGGCCAGCCUGAAUUGCAUAGCGAGACCCUGUCUCAAAAACAGUCUUCCGAGUUUGCCUUGGAAACAAAUUUUCAGCCCCCUCAUCUUAAUCUUCUAGUUCUGUUCUUCUUAGAACUAAAAACUGGACAAACAUGUCAGUAUUUUUCUGUCCAUUAUCUUGCAAUGCUAUAUGCUGGCUUACUAGGAUCAUAAUUCACUUUAAAUAUAAUUGUUUAGAAUUAUUUAUUUCUAUCAACUAAUCACUUAGGUGAAUUCUAGGAAUCUCGGUAACUGUCAGGCCUGAUUAAUGUGAUUUUAUAAACCAAUCCAGUUUUAGUUUCCUUUUAUAUAAUUUUCAAACUGAUCUCACAUCUUAAUUGAAAUGGUAUGACAUUUUCUUACUGCACUUGACCCAGUACUCUUGCUUGCCUGUUUUUGAACUCUGAAUCAGUUGGAUUGGAUACUUAGUAUGUCACUUCUAAAUUGAAAAUGACAUCAUUAUAAAGAUGGUUUCUAGAGAAGGAUAAGACCUAUUGACGUCUCUGUAUAUCUCAAAAGUCUGCUUUAACAACCAAUAACAUUUUUAUGAGUAUUCGUUUUUAAAAACUACUUUAGGGAAUCAGUAAAGUCCUAAAUAAGCCUGGUAGAUAACUUCCUCUUUGAUAAUCUCAAAUUUUCCAAGUCUUCAUCAGUCCUAGCUAUCUUGUGUAGCAUGUAACAUGCAAGGCAUUUCUCUGAUGUACAGUACUAUAUUCCUGUAUGCGUUAGUCUUAUUUUCUACCCUAUAAUUCCAGAUUUCUCAUACUUUUAAGAAUCGACUAGCUAUUUAAAAGACAGGAAAAUUACUAAAUACUUGACUAUUCAUAGGGUAAGCAAACAUCUUCCUAUUCCUCCUAGCUUGGCAUAUGCAAAUCAUACUUAAUAUUUGUUAAAAGCAUAUUUAUAAAGCACAAUCUAUUGGGGAUUUUUUUAAAAAAUACAAUAAAAUCUGAUUUACAGUA